Molecule: messenger RNA, 1101 nt
Organism: Exophiala mesophila
Lineage: Eukaryota; Fungi; Ascomycota; Eurotiomycetes; Chaetothyriales; Herpotrichiellaceae
Exons: 1
Coding region: 1-1101 (366 amino acids)
Biological process (GO): peptidyl-proline hydroxylation to 4-hydroxy-L-proline
Cellular component (GO): endoplasmic reticulum
Molecular function (GO): L-ascorbic acid binding; iron ion binding; procollagen-proline 4-dioxygenase activity
Source: RefSeq, a predicted model, not a curated record
AUGCGGAUUCGUGGACAGUCGCCCAAAUUAGGAGCCUUGUGUCGAUGGGUUCGAGAUUUGGAUGUCGUCAGCGGGCUGGCGGAGCAACUCAGUGACAUCGGUUCCAAGCGUACUUCAAGAGAAACUGAAUCUCUGAAGGUCCUUGAUGCUAUCCUCAGAGUCGUUGGGCCCGUCGACCACACCGCAUCAUCCUUGAGCAUUUCUGGUCAACCUCUGGCUCCUCAGAAGGCGUGGGAUCUUCGAGACAUGGCUACGAGAAUGCCAACCUACUCUCGAGUUCUGGACCGCACAAUCUUCCCGCCGUCCCCGGAGGCCAUAAAAUCUCAAUUUCGUGCUAUUGAGACCACUCCUGGAAUCAAUCGAAAACCGCCUAACCACCAUCCAGCCAUACUUUACACGUCCUCGCCUGACGCAAUUCCACUCGCGAUGAAUGGACCCAAUACGACCCAUCACAGGCACCCAGUUGUGCCCAAUCUUCAUCUCCUCAAAGACGCAUUGACCCCCGAAGAAUGCACCAAGAUUAUCGCUGCGGCAGAACUGGUUGGGUUCACCCCCGACGCGCCAAUACGCGCCCCUGGGGAAGAAAUCAGUAUCCUAGCGCACAAUUUUUACUGGGUGGUAGACACUAGCUUUUGUGCUCGUUUGUGGGAUAGGGUCGAAAGGUUUGUCCCGGAAAGAGUCAAUGGCAAAAAGGUUCGUGGCUUGAACAGACGUUUUAGAGUCUAUCGAUACGUGCCUGGUGCCGAGUAUCGGGCUCAUAUUGAUGGGGCAUGGCCCCCUUCCUCCGUCGAUGCCAACGACAAAUACGUGUAUGACGCUUCGCCGCCCGAACAACGGCAAACGUCACUUUUCACAUUCCUGAUUUAUCUCAAUGAUGAAUUCGAGGCUGGCGAGACAACAUUUUUCCUUCCUAGCUCGCAGGAGGGAACCUUAAAUGCGUAUCCCGUCAAGCCCUUACAAGGCAGCGUGGCUAUGUUUCCUCACGGCGAAACCGAGGGCAGUCUUCUUCACGAAGGUACGGGAGUUCAUCAAACAUCACAGCCGUCCGCAAAAUACGUCAUCCGCACAGAUGUAUUAUACGAUACAACAGCAAGCGACUAA